Molecule: messenger RNA, 2479 nt
Organism: Rosa chinensis
Lineage: Eukaryota; Viridiplantae; Streptophyta; Magnoliopsida; Rosales; Rosaceae
Product: serine/threonine protein phosphatase 2A 55 kDa regulatory subunit B beta isoform
Exons: 14
Coding region: 370-1923 (517 amino acids)
Biological process (GO): peptidyl-serine dephosphorylation
Cellular component (GO): protein phosphatase type 2A complex; cytosol
Molecular function (GO): protein phosphatase regulator activity; protein binding
Source: RefSeq, a predicted model, not a curated record
AUUUUCAUCUCUCCCAAAAAAAAAAAAAAUAAUAAUUUUCAAUUAAAAAUCCAAUCUUUCACCUUCUAGAGAGAGAGAGGAGAGAGAGGAAGCUCCCCCUGUAGUAGAUAGAGAGAGACAGAGAGAAAGAGAGAGGCUUUGGUGUGCUUUCGAUGCUCAAAUAUGGUUGAAUUGGAAAAUCAGCAGACACCAUUGCGAUUGUGAUUCCGAGUUUUUGGAGAUGGGUUUUGAGAGCUCUCGGUGAUCUUGCAAACCCAGAAAGCGAUCUUCGAUGCGGUGAUUGGAUUCGUCGGAUUUUGGGGUCUGGGCUUUUUGAUUUGGCUUUUUUUUUUUUUUUUUUUGGUUUGAGAACGAAUUAGUGAGGAAGAAAUGAACGGUGGUGAUGAGGUCGUCGCAGCAGCUCCGGGGGGCCCUCCACCGGCGCCUCUCGAUUGGAAAUUCUCUCAGGUCUUCGGCGAGCGUACCGCCGGUGAAGAAGUACAGGAAGUGGACAUUAUUUCUGCUAUUGAAUUCGAUAAAACUGGUGACCAUCUUGCUACUGGCGACAGAGGGGGCCGGGUGGUUCUUUUUGAGAGGACAGAUACAAAAGAUCAUGGUGGCUCCUCCAGAAGGGAUUUAGAAAGGAUGGAUUAUUCAGUCAGUAGGCACCCUGAGUUCCGUUACAAAACAGAGUUUCAGAGCCAUGAGCCUGAGUUUGACUAUCUGAAGAGUUUGGAAAUAGAGGAGAAAAUUAACAAAAUCAGAUGGUGCCAAACAGCAAAUGGUGCCCUGUUUCUCCUAUCUACUAAUGACAAGACAAUUAAAUUUUGGAAGGUCCAAGAAAAGAAGGUCAGGAAAGUUUCUGAGAUGAAUGUGGAUCCUUUGAAAACUGUAGCAAAUGGCAGUGUUGCUAGUUCAAGCAGUUUGAGUAGUCCUAAAACGCAUCUUGCAAAUGGGGGAUGCCAGUCUUUCAGUUCUCUUAGCAAUGACAUUUCAUUUCCACCGGGGGGGAUUCCUUCGCUGCGACUGCCACAGGUAGUAACUAGCCAUGAGACUAGCCUGGUCGCUAGAUGUCGAAGAGUAUAUGCUCAUGCUCAUGAUUAUCAUAUCAAUUCAAUUUCAAACAACAGUGAUGGUGAAACUUUUAUAUCAGCUGAUGAUCUGCGAAUAAAUCUUUGGAACUUGGAAAUUAGCAGUCAAAGUUUCAAUAUUGUUGAUGUGAAGCCUACAAACAUGGAAGAUUUAACUGAGGUGAUAACAUCAGCAGAGUUCCACCCCACCCAUUGCAAUACGUUAGCCUAUAGCAGUUCCAAAGGCUCAAUUCGACUAAUUGAUUUGCGGCAGUCUGCUUUGUGUGAUUCUCAUGCUAAAUUGUUUGAGGAACAGGAGGCACCUGGUGCUAGAUCAUUCUUCACAGAGAUUAUUGCUUCAAUCUCAGAUAUUAAGUUUGCAAAGGAUGGUAGAUAUAUACUUAGCCGCGAUUACAUGACUCUUAAGUUAUGGGACAUCAAUAUGGAUUCAGGUCCAGUCACAACCUUCCAGGUUCAUGAAUAUUUAAGACCUAGGCUGUGUGAUUUAUAUGAGAACGAUUCUAUCUUCGAUAAAUUCGAGUGUUGUCUUAGUGGUGAUGGAUUGCGAGUAGCAACAGGUUCUUACAGCAAUCUAUUCCGUGUCUUUGGUUGUGGCUCUGGUAGUAAUGAGGCGACAACUUUGGAAGCGAGUAAAAAUCCAAUGAGGCGACAAGUUCAGACUCCUUCUAGACCUUCCAGGUCGCUCAGCAGUAGUAUAACACGAGUUGUCAGACGAGGAGCAGAAAGCCCCGGGGUUGAUGCCAAUGGAAACUGUUUUGAUUUCACAACAAAGUUGCUGCACUUAGCAUGGCAUCCAACUGAAAAUUCAAUAGCCUGUGCUGCUGCGAACAGCUUGUACAUGUACUAUGCGUAAAGAUGGUCCAAGAAGAAAUGUAUUUUCUUGGUUAGCUUUUUUGGGUUGCUGCUGGAGAAGGCUUCCAUCCUUUCCCACCAACCAGUUUAUUGGAGGCCACACUAAUUUUCACAUUUCACGGUGCCCUUUGAACCUGUUGCACAUGGUCUUAGACGUCUCAAGGUCCAGAAGUGGCUGUCAUAGAAUCUACAAGGAAGCAACCUGAUUUUGUUCCCCGGUGGGCGGCAUCUCUUUUCCGUCAUCCUCCCAACCCCCAAAAUUCUCUUUCCUUUCUUUUUUUCAUCUUUUUCUUUUUUCCUGCAUUUUCUUUAAAAGAGAAGAUGCAGUUUAAGUCUUACAAUUAUGUUGGGUUGAUAUAGAAAAGAGAAUGUGAUUGUAGCUCUCCUACAACAAAUACUAAAGGAUGUUCAAUAUUUGCCACUAGGUUUAAGAUAUAAUGUAGUUGCUUCACACUAAAGAUCUUGGUGGGAUAGAGCUGUUGAAACUUGCAGUUCAUCAUUUUUUUAUUGAUUCUUUGUCAUGGUUGAAAUUUCAUUAAGGAUGUUAUAUUAUUUGA